GUCAGCCAAAGAUCAAUUUGUUUUCUCCCAAAAACAUAUCUGAAACGAAAAAAAAAAAAAAUCGACAGAGAUCGAGUCCGGAUUUCUCUCGGGAGAUGUCUCUUCGUGCUUUCUUGCCCGUCGAGACAUUGACCUAAUCUCCGAGUACGAUCACCGGAACAAGAACACAAACCUCUCCACCCGGAAAAAAAAACACAAAAAACAAUCAUGUGGAUUUCGAGGUUGAAGAGAGUUAGGAAAACGAUUAUGAUUCUCAUCAUCGCCAAUUUGACCGUGAUUGUCUCCGGCGGUGUUCUGUCUCUCGUUUCCAACUCAAACUGCGACAGCGCCGCCCAACUGUUUCCCCUCUACGCCGUUUGUGUAGCCGCUUGCGUCAAACUCGCUGCCAUGGUUAAGGUUGGCACCACACAGGAGCUUAUGGCUAUGACCAUCAUGGAGUCUCCUACUCAUUACAGCCUCGAAAGAAAGUUGAAGUAUAAGACGUGGCUUUGGUGGACUCGGUUUGCAAUGGUAAUUACUCUAUUGCAGUUUCUUGGUGCAGCCUACCUUAUGUUCCGUGUCUCCACCUUUGUUUCCCCUAAUGGAAUGCCAAAGCAUUGCGUUUUAGGGCUAUCUCCAGAUACUCGUGGGUGGAAGCAAACGCUGCAGGUUUCCUUCUUGAUCACUGUUUGCUUUGUUGCGUUGGCUCAAUGCUUUACGGGAUCAGAUAUAUUGCAAUGGAGAUCUUUCUAUGCAACUCAAGAUGAUGCCUGGAAAGCUCAUUACCAAGAGGUGUUUGACCAUGGGAUUCGUGAAGUUUUGUGCUGUCUUGGACGUCGCGAAUAUAUGGGUGUUAUUGAGGAAGAUGAAGUGUGUUCAGUUGCAAGACUGCUUGGUGAUCUUGUUUCAUAUCGUGCAUCAGGCACUGGCCAUUUGGAAUUUUUGGCAGGCCUUGCACUGUUGCAGAAUAAUAGCAAGUUUCAUGAAUCAUAUGAGGACUGUAUGGAAGCUCCAGCGUUUCAUCUUCAGGAGGCUGCUACGUUGCAUAAGUUUGCAGAAGCUGCUUAUACUGGGCCACUGCUCGAUGUUGGGAGAAAUCCUGCCUUAUUUUUAUGCACAUGGAUAUGUAGGCAAGGGAUUUUAACACCUUGGAGCCGUAAAUGGCGGCCUAAGCUUGAUGGUGACAAUUGGUGGCGAGGUCAUGCAGCUGCCUUCCUCAAGUUCAUUGAUUUUCCUGCUCAUGUUCUUAGACGAGGUCGAAUUUGUAGUGAGAAGUGUAAAGCAACGUACUUCGUUGUAGUCUUACAUUAUCUUAGAUGUGUUGUAAUUGCUGUUCGAGGAACAGAGACGGCUGAAGAUCUCAUAACUGAUGGUUUAGGUCGUGCCUGUUCACUAACUGCUGAAGACUUGGAAGGGCUAACAAAUAACAUUCAUGUGAUGGACUCUUCUCGUAUACACUAUGGGCAUUCAGGAAUAGUAGAAGCUGCAAGAGAUCUGUUUAUGCAAAUAGAAGGUGAACCAAAAUUUGGAGAAUCAGAAUCUAUGGGGUUCAUGUCUUCGUUAAUUGGUGAUGGAUGCGAGUGUGAUGGUUACAGCAUUCGCAUCGUUGGACACUCCUUAGGAGGUGCGAUUGCCUCGUUACUAGGAAUUAGACUUCGUUGCAGGUUCCCUAACCUCUAUGUAUAUGCAUAUGGACCACUCCCAUGUGUAGAUUCAGAUGUGGCAGAAGCUUGUUCAGAAUUUGUAACAAGCAUUGUACUUGAUAACGAGUUCUCAUCACGGCUUUCUUAUGGAUCAAUCCGCCGACUCCAAGUAGCAGCGCUAAAAGUGCUGUCUCAAGACCCUAAAGCUGAUACAGCACUCAUUUUCAGACUCGCACGCCGGUUCUUGUCUGCCAGCAAACGCCAACGACAAAAUGUUGUUGAAGAAGGAGAACAAGCAAUACCAUUAUCAAUAACUGUUGAAGAUUCUCGGGAAGAAGCUGAACCAGAAAUGAUGCAACAUGACGAAGAGUUUAUAAAUCCGUUCCACGAGAUGGUGGCCUCAACAGAUAAUCUUGUGACUCAGUUUAUGGAAACAGUGCCAACAAGAGGAGAAGAAGAUGAAGAAGCUCCGGAAAUGUUCUUGCCCGGUUUAGUCAUUCAUAUUGUACCAGAAGUAAACAACAUGAGUGUGCCGAUAUGGCGAGGCUGGCCGAUCUGUGAUGUGACAGGUACUGGUUACAAAGCUUAUGUUGCAAACAAAGAGAGCUUUAAAGAACUUAUGGUUUCUCCAUCAAUGUUCCUUGAUCAUCUUCCUUGGAGGUGUAGACAUGCGAUGCACAAGGUUCUAGAGUCUCGAAAUCUCUUUUGCGAUCAGACAAGUGAACCUGAUAUAGUAGUAGUAUGACACAGAGACAUGAAAGAUGUUUGGAAUAAACAACAAAAUGUGCAUAUAUGUUUCUAUCUUAUAUAUUAAAACAGAAGUUAUAACUUGAAUUCAUGUGUGAUUUUUUUUUUAAAAAUGG
Molecule: messenger RNA, 2485 nt
Organism: Eruca vesicaria subsp. sativa (arugula)
Lineage: Eukaryota; Viridiplantae; Streptophyta; Magnoliopsida; Brassicales; Brassicaceae
Source: the annotation of a GenBank genome assembly